UACCCCAACAACCUCACUGCUUCUGACAUGGCCUAUUUCAUUGCGGCCCCAACCCUGUGUUACGAGCUCAACUUCCCGCUGACGGAACGCAUCCGCUGGCGGUUCCUCGCGCGCCGAUUGUUUGAGAUGCUGGUCAUGUCUGCCAUGAUUCUAAGCAUUGGGCAGCAGUGGAUCGAGCCUACCGUACUGAAUACAUUCAAGGACACGACUCAUCCUUCCCUCUUCUCUCUGAUUGACCGAGCCCUCAAGUUGUCCCUGCCCAACAACCUCAUGUGGCUUUGUCUGUUCUUCAUGUAUUUCCAUUCCACGCUGAAUGCAAUGGGCGAGGUUUUGCGCUUUGGUGAUCGCCAAUUCUAUCGUGACUGGUGGAACGCCACCUCCGUCACAUACUUUUGGAAGAAUUGGAACAUCCCAGUGCACAAGUGGGCCGUGCGCCACGUCUAUCGCCCACUCGUUGGACAGGGGUUCUCCAAGCUCCAGGCGCAAUUGGCGGUUUUCUUUCUCUCUGCCGUUUUCCAUGAGCUGCUCGUCAGCGUACCUCUGUGCAUGUUCCGCAUGUGGGCUUUUACUGCCAUGGCCAUGCAGGUGCCCCUGGCCCUCUUUGCCGAUCGGCAUUUCAACGGCUCGCAGUAUGGCAACGUUGUGGUUUGGGCAUCGCUAUUUUUCGGCCAGCCAGCCGCAGUCAUGCUUUAUGUGCAGGCUUACCUUGCCCAACAACAGCGCGAGCAAUAAUCGCUUGCUACCUUCAUCUAGACCUGCAUUCUCCAUCAAGACGUGUGCUUUUGGUAUUCACUUGCCACCACACUCCAUCGGUCCUUUGCCUUGGCUAGAGAAACACCACCGCGCUUGAUUCCAACUUUUGCCAUUCAUAAACUUGCGCAGUGCCACAUGAGAUGAAUCGCACCAAGCCCGGUUCAGUUGCUAUCCACCAGAUGGAAAAACCGCCAACGUCUAGACUCUCGCAGUCCAGCGUGGUCACGCGUUGUCUUGAGUCUGCAUGCCUGCCUGUGUGGAUGCUUGUCAGCUGAGAGAAGAAGAAGAAUUGAACAAUGGCCCG
Molecule: messenger RNA, 1057 nt
Organism: Monosiga brevicollis MX1
Lineage: Eukaryota; Choanoflagellata; Craspedida; Salpingoecidae
Exons: 6
Coding region: 28-732 (234 amino acids)
Biological process (GO): triglyceride biosynthetic process
Cellular component (GO): endoplasmic reticulum membrane
Molecular function (GO): diacylglycerol O-acyltransferase activity
Source: RefSeq, a predicted model, not a curated record